AUGAGCCUCAGAACUAGGCCCCCCCGAGCCACGUUAUUCUGUCUGUUUAUUGCCUUGGCUGGUAAGUCUGCAAGCAGGAGAGGGCGCAAAGCCUCCACUAGCGUAUGGCUCGCUUCACUACGUUCAAGUGGAGCAAGGCUAUUCGCACCAGAGGGUAGUGAUUUAUUGCACUUGAGCCUCCUCCGAAGGUCCCGGCUGAUACAGAACUGGGGACCGGGAGGCUCGAGUCGGCCAACUGUACCUCAUUCUCUCUGUCAAGAUAGGCCAUGCCGUGCUGGAGGGAUCAGGCCUGAGAUCUUCAGGCCUCGUGGGUCAAGUUGGGCGCGUCUCUCUUUGCCCUCGUCAAUUAGGAUUUGGCGUGCCCAUGCUCCCACGUGGGAGACUGGACAGCAUAUUUACGCGAACAGGUCGGGCCCGUGUGCCCGUCAAUUUGGUAUGCGCUGGGGCACAUUAAGAAAGAAUGCAGUUCUCAAAGGGAGGAAGAGAUCGUGA
Protopolystoma xenopodis is the source of this 492-nucleotide messenger RNA. Lineage: Eukaryota; Metazoa; Platyhelminthes; Monogenea; Polystomatidea; Polystomatidae. The record is from the annotation of a GenBank genome assembly.